Molecule: messenger RNA, 1020 nt
Organism: Malassezia restricta
Lineage: Eukaryota; Fungi; Basidiomycota; Malasseziomycetes; Malasseziales; Malasseziaceae
Product: ATP adenylyltransferase
Exons: 2
Coding region: 1-1020 (339 amino acids)
Biological process (GO): nucleotide metabolic process
Molecular function (GO): ATP binding; ATP:ADP adenylyltransferase activity
Source: RefSeq, a predicted model, not a curated record
AUGACUGCAGCCAAGUUGCAACAUAUUCCCCAACUUGUGAGACAGCAAUAUGUGGCUGCCAUCGAGGCUGGCGACGCAUUUUUUUUCGAGUCGGACGUCCGCAUUGUGAGGGGCCAAAAUGUCCAGAGACCUGUGCCAUGGCAAAUUCGAAUCGUGCCGGCGCUCUUGAAGAAGCCCAAAGCACCAGUCUCAGCGGAAGAAGAGGUGCGUCCUAAGCAGAAUCAAGUGGACGUGUUUGCGCCUCCGUAUGUGCCUAAUCUUCUUGUAAAGGAGCUUGAUGACUUCACCGUGUUGCUCAACAAGUAUUGUGUCCUGCCGCACCACUACUUAUUGGUGACGCGCGAUUUUGUCUCGCAGGAAAAGCCGCCCUCACCAAGUAUGCUCGCACUCGUAUACAGCAUGAUAACAUCACACACGCCGUCUAGCGAUGGUGCUGAGCUCCUCGGCUUCUUUAAUUGUGGUCCAAACAGUGGUGCUUCACAACCACAUUGCCACUUCCAGCUUGUUGAGCUUACGCCUUCGGAGAAUGCUACCAAAGCCGUGCCCAUUGAGCACAUGCUAGAUACGCAAAGCGCUCCUGAUGAAGAUAAGGAAGAAAUUUUAGGACUGGCUGUACCAUGGCGCCACUUUGUGGCGCGAUUGGAGCCGCCCAGUGACCCUGAAAAGCUGGAAAACUACUUUGGGAAACGAUUUUCUCACCUCCUUGAGGCCAUGUUUAGUUUGGCUUUGGAGAAGAACGAUGAGAACAAGGGCCGACCUAACUUUAAUGUGCUCUUGACGCGGCAUUUUAUGCAUCUGAUUCCCAGACGCAACGAGACGUUUGAUAUGAAGGAAGCGGGCUGGGAAGAGUAUGGACCCGGUGGCCAUCCACCCAAGUACACGGGCAGACUGAGCAUAAAUGCAUUAGGGUAUGCAGGACUGCUGCUGACGAGGCACGCUUCGGAGUUGGACGCUCUGUACGCCUCCUCGAACGAUGAACGCAUUGUCCAGGUAUUAACACAUACUGGUGUGCCAUUAUAA